Molecule: messenger RNA, 1459 nt
Organism: Cylicocyclus nassatus
Lineage: Eukaryota; Metazoa; Nematoda; Chromadorea; Rhabditida; Strongylidae
Source: the annotation of a GenBank genome assembly
CUCUUCAACCAGAGCAGCAUGCGUGCUCUGCCGCACAGGAGGGCGGGUCUCUCCUCCAGAGCAAUGUGCUGCGAUGUAGUGGAGUCAUCGCCAAAUGAGCUUGCCGAAUAUUACGAGAAGCUUUUGAAUAUCUCUGAGGAACUUGAGAGGAAGCGGAAAACUGAGGGUUCUGCAGCUUAUAAUCCAGACGGGAGUGCAGUCAUCCGAACUACAAUGCCUCCCGAAAACGUCUUGAAGCAUGUAGAAUAUGAGGAACCCCCAAAAGGAAUCGAAGCGGAAACACUCAUUGACGUGAUGCGUCGGCUCCAUUCUCUCACAGCUGCUGAAAUGAGGACACUUCUAAAACAAGUUCACCAGUCAGGACAAGGAACUAAAAAGCAGCUGCGAGCACGUCUACGCCGUUAUUAUCGCAAAGAAUACGCAAUGUAUAGAAUGCUUCAUGAUGGAGACUGCUUACCUCGCUUCGGAAACAAAACUGCCCGCCACUUCGAUUAUCUUGUGGCAAUAGAUUUUGAAUGCACGUGUGUAGAAGUAAUUUACGAUUACCCUCACGAAAUCAUCGAGUUUCCAGCUGUUUUGAUAGAUGUUCGACAAAUGAGAAUAGUGGAUACUUUUCGAACGUAUGUGCGUCCAGAGAAGAAUCCCAUUCUAGACCCAUUUUGUGUCCAACUGACAGGAAUAACCCAGGAGACCGUAGACUCUGCCCCAGUAUUCAAAGACGCAUACAGACUGUUUCGUGAUUGGAUGACCCAACAUGAUCUUGGUGACAGCGGACACCGAUAUGCAUUCGUCACCGAUGGGCCGCACGAUUUGUGGAAAUUUUUCCAGUAUCAGUGCAUUCUGUCCAAUUUCGGGACGAUUCCUCAUGACUGCAGAUACUUCAUCAAUAUCAAACGCAUCUUCGAGCAAAGAGUGAUGAAACUCGUGAAGGGCAACGGACAGUCGGGAAUACAAAAUAUGCUGGCUCACUACAACCUCGCUUUCGAAGGCCAAAAACACUGUGGCCUUGAUGAUUCAAUGAAUAUUGCAAGACUCUGCAUAAAACUUAUGCAAGACAAAAUUGAACUUAGGAUUAAUCAAAGAAUGACGCGACGUCAAGAUCGAAAUGAGGAUCGGCGAUUAGAAGAAUUGGCCAAAUCGGACAAAGCUGAUGCCUCAGACUAUCACAUAUGGCACCGGAAGCUACCGCUAAAAUUGCGACAAGUGACGAGGGAUGAAUUUUUGAGCGAGGAAUAUCUAGACUGUGAUUCUUGCGACGAUAUUGAUGAGUAGGAUAGUGAAACGAUAUUGUUGAUACUGCAUCGGAAAGAAUAUGUAUACAACACAUCUACUAAAACUCUAUACUCAGGACAAAGAGCUUUCUCGUAUUAAAUUUUCCUUUGGUUUGUUCACUGCACUUCUAAAUAAGAAUUUAUUCCAGUUAUGAAGAACACCCGUAGUUGAACUAUGUUUACCUCGU